Sinocyclocheilus rhinocerous is the source of this 517-nucleotide messenger RNA. RefSeq names its product solute carrier family 2, facilitated glucose transporter member 2-like. Gene Ontology annotation, molecular function: D-glucose transmembrane transporter activity. The transcript has 4 exons. The record is from RefSeq and is a predicted model, not a curated record. NCBI's taxonomy places the organism in Eukaryota, Metazoa, Chordata, Actinopteri, Cypriniformes, Cyprinidae. Gene Ontology annotation, biological process: dehydroascorbic acid transport. The coding region runs from base 107 to 517 and encodes 136 amino acids. Gene Ontology annotation, cellular component: brush border; plasma membrane.
CCUGCAGUGACAGGAUUGAUCAUUUACUGAGUAUUGGGAAAGCAGCCGAGAACCUUGGAGCCACUAUUAACGACCAAGAGCGGCUUUUGCUGACACUUCAUGCAAAAUGGAGAAGCAGUUAACAGGCACACUCGCUCUGGCAGUGUUCACAGCUGCGCUUGGCUCUCUGCAGAUGGGAUACAGCCUGGGCGUCAUCAACGCCCCACAGAAGGUCAUUGAGAGGCACUAUGCAAGAUCUCUGGGGGUCUAUAAUGAAGAACUAGCUCGCAGAGAAGGAGGAAACGCCACAGAACAUGAAGAACCGACUGAUGCUUCUGUGGUCAUGUACUGGUCCUUGUCUGUGGCCAUCUUCGCCAUCGGAGGCAUGGUGUCCUCCUUUCUAGUGAGCUUUGUUAGCGACUUCCGUGGAAGGAUCAAAGGUAUGCUGUAUAUAAAUGUCCUGAAGACCUUUUUAGGCCUUAAUUUGAGGAAGGUCAAAAUUAGGACCUGUUGUGUUUUCCUGUCUCACAGCAGUUAA